Messenger RNA from Lottia gigantea (owl limpet), 309 nucleotides. RefSeq lists its product as hypothetical. The record is from RefSeq and is a predicted model, not a curated record. Bases 1 to 309 code for a protein of 102 amino acids. The transcript is spliced from 2 exons. NCBI's taxonomy places the organism in Eukaryota, Metazoa, Mollusca, Gastropoda, Lottiidae.
AUGGCAGGAUUUGUUUCAAAAUUGGACAGGGCUUCGGCAAUCUGGAAUCUGGGCUGGACUUGUGAUGAUUCUUUAGAAAGAGUAUGGUCUGUAACUAUAUGGGCCGCCUCAGGGGCUGUUGGAGACGGAAUUGAUAAAGUGGUCUGUGCCCGUUCAUCAUAUAUGCCUCAACUUUUCAUCAUAUUUAGUUGUACACUGUCCUGUUGGCGCUGUGAGCCUAAAUCUGCUGAUGUAGAUGAUUACAUGUAUUUAGGCAACCAAAAUUGCAGGGUGACAUCUGUAUAUGUAUGUUAUCUUCGUGAUCACUAG